Vicia villosa (hairy vetch) is the source of this 1206-nucleotide messenger RNA. RefSeq lists its product as uncharacterized. NCBI's taxonomy places the organism in Eukaryota, Viridiplantae, Streptophyta, Magnoliopsida, Fabales, Fabaceae. The record is from RefSeq and is a predicted model, not a curated record. The transcript has 2 exons. Bases 209 to 1078 code for a protein of 289 amino acids.
ACAAACAUCAUCGAACAGCGAGACACAACCUUAUCACAAAAUCUCUCAUUAAAACGAAACAAAACCAAAAAAAAAUCUGAAUGGUUUCAUGUGAGAGAUUUUGUUUCAUUUCAUAAGAAAUGAAUACUUUAAAACCCCCUUUUGUUGAUUUUGAUUCUUAACCAGAAAAUCAUAAUAUAUAUUAUCCUAUGUUCAUUCAUGUUAUAAUAUGGAGUCGGUGCAAAUGAACAAAGGUAAAUACAAAAAAUCGUUAUUAAUGUGUUUCAAAACCUUCGUGGAUGAAGAUGACGAUUUAAAAUCUUCGAGAAGAAGAACCUACAACGCCACCAUCACCAUCGAUCCUGUUCUUGCGUAUCUUGUUGCAGCGGAUGUGGACGGUGUGGUUUUGUUUUCAACGGCGGCGAAGGAAGAAUGCAUAAAUCAUCGACGAAACGGAGGACGAGACACGUGGAAUUCUCUCAAGAUGGCGCUCAAGGGAACAUCAUUGAUGAAAAGGAUUCAUAGUAGAAGAAAAACAAAAAAGGAUUCCAUUUCCAGAUCAAAUACCAAUACAAAUUUUGGUGCUUCACGAACUCCCCAACAACUGAAUCCCAACAUCAUCAAUAAAAACAAACCUACACGAAGAACCACUUCAAACACUUUCUCAGAUAUUACUAAUUCAUCUACAAUAUUCCCCUCUUCACCAUCUCAGAGUUCAACCAUUUCAUCAAACUCAGAUUAUGUGUCAAACACUCCCUCUCAUGAAACCAAUAUCAUACCAAAAUUUCCAUCAUUAAAUGGAACUAAUGGAGUAUCAAAGAAAAAUAUUGUUGAAGAAAAGAGGAAAGGAAACAUAACUUUAUGUAUUCUUUGGAUUUUUAGUCUAUUCGUUUUGAUUUUUUGGGGAAAAUUGUUUGCCAUAUUAUAUACUUCAAUUUGGUUCUAUAUUGUUUCUUCUAGAGAAAUAAUAAAAUGCAAAAAGGUGGUUUCAUUGCAUAGAGAGAGCGAUUUUGACUCUAUUGAUUAUAAGAAGAAGAAUAUUAUGGAAGGGAUACUUAAGAAAAGUCAUAGUCGUGCAUCUCUUCUGACCUCUUCUUAGUCAUAAGGGUCAUAUAAGAUUUUUUAUUAAAUUUAUUUUAUUUAUUUGAGCCUACUAAAUUUGUAACCAUUGUGAGCAUGUAAUUUUGUAUAUGUGAUUUCCAUGAAGAAUUGGCUUUGGGUUGAAAA